CUACUCUCCACUUCAGACAGGCAAGGUCUCUGGCACUUGGUGUCACUCGACAUCUGCCUCACACACCACUAAGAUGCUUGGGGGCUCUCAGAAAAUGGCUAAAAUAUUCCCAUAUCAUCGGUGUAGUCUUACAAGAUACACAUUUGCACAUAUUGUACAAAUAUGGGUUCAAAUUAGGUCUUUAUUUCUAAAGUAUGAGCUGGCAAAAAACAAAGAGCCUCCUCCAAUGCCUCUGUAUUUUAAGCUCUACUUUCACACCAAGAAAUGAGCUCAUUCAGUAAACCUGGCAGACAGGCUCUAGAUUUUUGGCAUUACCCUCAGUGACCCUUGGAAGCAGCGGCUAAGGGAAUUUAUGCUCAAGUGAUACCCUGUAUGGGUUUCAUUAAAGAAAAUCACCAGCAAAGCAAAGCACAUUUCAAUUGUUACUGAAUGGUCUGGUACAGAAUGGCUGAUGAGGUGUCAUUGUUUCUAGCUAUGAGCAGUCUUCCCCAUCCUACGGAAGCUUCCACUGCUGUCACACUGAAUGGGAGGUUGAAGGCUUCUAGGUUCCUUAGAUACCUGUUAGUAAAGUUCUCUGGUGAUUAUGACACUAAAUUACAAAUGGGAUGUAGGUCAGACACUUCAAGGGUAAACACACACAUACCUUUUCAGCUGUGGUAACGCUUUUCUCUGCGGAUUGCAAUGUUUGAUCCAGACUUGAACAUCUCAACUCUAAGCAGGAUUGCCAUUAAAGACCAAUGUGUCCAGAGGGCUUAGAUGUCUCCUCUAGUGCCAUGCUACAAAACUGAAUAAAAAACAUUGCUGCGUUAUGUAUAUUAGCAUGUUAGCAUGCUAUUAUUAACAGUUUAGUUCAAAGCAGUGCUAUGACUGCACAGUCUCACGUGUCCUUGAACAUCAGAUCUCUAUGGCACAGAGAAACACCAUAUUGGGCUUUUCUCUAAGAUGUGAUAACUGAACUCAAAGUGUGAGGCUUUGUGCAACUGACAUCUGUAUUAAUCUUUUACAUCCAAUUGAUUCCGAAAUUUGCUACACUAACAUUAAAAAAAGAGGAACUCCAUUUUUGGUGGAAAAGGGACCUUUUGGGGAGCAGUUUUUUGCACCACUCCUCACUUUCGUCCUCUCACAGAUAGUCUUUUAAGCUGGACCAAAAAAUACUUGACACAAAAUAUUGACCUUGGCUGGCAAAGAGCACUUGGGUUAAGUCCAAACCAUGUGAGGGCGUUUUACUCUUAAGUUGAACACUAAGCAGGCUGCCCUGCAAACUAACCACCUCAUAUGAAGCACCUUUCUGCGUAAACAUUUACCAGAGUAGCUAAACUUGUAGGCGAGACAGAAGCUGUCUGUUCAUUUUGUGGUUACAAGUCACCAUGAAACUUUAAUGCUGAUGUGCAGUAGCCUUGUGCAUUCAUAUGAUGCGUGUAUUACUACACAGGUUGUAACGUGAAUACAUACAUACUUCAUUGUCAUUAUAUUGCAAUAAAAUGCCAUUAAACUUUCAGUUAAGUUGCAUUACAUAAAGCAACAUAUUCUAUAUAAUUGCCUUAAAAUACUAGAAUAUGUCAAAAACUGAACAAGCCAACUGUACAGAAGCACAAAGUUAUUUUGCAUGUGGUGAGUUUAUCUUUAUCUUCACCCAGUGCUUCAGCAGGGCUCAGAACAAUGGGCAGCUGGUGGCUCUUCAAAGUGUGCGUGCUGUGGCUGAGAGGCGGCAAUUUUGCCAGUGGCCCUGCAAGUGUCCAGUGAGACCUCAUUGUGCUCCAGGUGUGAGCUCUGUCCUAGAUGGGUGUGGAUGCUGCAAGAGCUGCGCCCGACAGAUUGGACAGCCGUGCAACGAGAGGGACGUGUGUGACCCCCACAAGGGCAUGUACUGCGACUUCUCAGCUGACCAGCCGAGAUACGAGGUUGGAGUGUGCGCAUACAUGAUGGCGGUGGGCUGCGACCUGAAUGGGGCCCACUAUGAGAACGGAGAAGCUUUCCAGCCCAGCCCCCUCUAUAAGUGCACAUGCAUUGCUGGAGCGAUCGGCUGUACUCCUGCUUUCAUUCAGAAGCCUGCUGGUCUUUUAGGACCAGCCCCGCUCAUGGGCAACAAGCCAGCUGGUCUACGUAGUGGCCAGAGCUCAAACAAACAACAACAGGACACAACCUACAUGUCAGCUUACAGGGAUCCUCCUUUAGCCUGGAAGAAGAACUGUUUGAUCCAGACCACCCCAUGGAGUCCCUGUUCUAAGACCUGUGGCCUGGGCAUCUCUACACGUGUCAACAACAACAACAGCAAAUGUGAGAUGAGGAAGGACCGCCGCCUGUGCCUGCUGCGACCAUGCGAGAAAAGUGUACUCAGGAGUGUUAAGAUGCCAAAAGGGAAGACGUGCAGACCUAAGUUCCUGGCUAAGAAAGCAGAGAAGCUGGCACUCUCUGGCUGUACCAGUACCAAGAAGUUCAAGCCCACAUACUGCGGCGUCUGUACAGACAAGCGCUGCUGUGUUCCCAACAAGUCACGCAUGAUCAAGGUCAACUUCACCUGUAAAGGUGGCUCCAACACACAGUGGAAGAUGCAGUGGAUAAUAUCCUGUGUGUGCCAGAGGAAGUGCAACGAUCCAAGCGACAUGUUUUCUGACCUGCGGCUGCUCUAGUGGAACCAUUUAAGAUGUCCACAGACACAUGUAACUGCUGUGGUAAACUGAGGACUGAAACAUACACAAAUUCAGUUAUUAAGUUCUCCUCAGCAGAGAUGAUGUGCCUCAAGAAAACUCAAGGAAGACAAAAACCUUUGUUGCAAAAUAAAAUCGGAUAGGGAAAAACUGUAGGGAUAGUUAAAUAAAAGGAGAAA
This is a messenger RNA of Mugil cephalus (flathead mullet), 2827 nucleotides long. RefSeq names its product cellular communication network factor 6 (gene ccn6). Lineage: Eukaryota; Metazoa; Chordata; Actinopteri; Mugiliformes; Mugilidae. The record is from RefSeq and is a predicted model, not a curated record. Gene Ontology annotation, biological process: signal transduction; cell adhesion. Gene Ontology annotation, molecular function: integrin binding; heparin binding. Bases 1557 to 2630 code for a protein of 357 amino acids. Gene Ontology annotation, cellular component: extracellular matrix; extracellular region. The transcript is spliced from 4 exons.